This is a messenger RNA of Momordica charantia (bitter melon), 3193 nucleotides long. Its product is annotated as putative inactive cadmium/zinc-transporting ATPase HMA3. Gene Ontology annotation, biological process: transmembrane transport; monoatomic cation transport. Gene Ontology annotation, cellular component: membrane. The record is from RefSeq and is a predicted model, not a curated record. NCBI's taxonomy places the organism in Eukaryota, Viridiplantae, Streptophyta, Magnoliopsida, Cucurbitales, Cucurbitaceae. Gene Ontology annotation, molecular function: metal ion binding; ATP hydrolysis activity; ATP binding.
AGACACACCACAAGAAUUCACACCUCUAACUCUAAGGGAAAUUCAGAGUGUAGAGAUAUUAUUAUUGUUUUGAGAGGAAGAUCAAGAAGAGUACAACAAUGGAGAUGGAGAAGAAGAAAGGAGAAAACAAGUUUCAGAAAAGCCACUUCGAGGUUUUGGGACUGUGCUGUUCUUCAGAAGUGCCUCUCAUAGAAAACAUCCUCAAACCCCUCGAAGGGAUAAAACAAAUCUCUGUCAUUGUUACUACAAGGACCAUCAUUGUCCAUCAUGAUCCCCUCCUCAUUUCCCAAAUUCAAAUUGUGAAAGCUCUAAAUGAAGCAAGAUUGGAGGCAAACGUAAAAUUACAUGGGAAGGGAAUUAGCCAGAAGAAAUGGCCAAGUCCUUUUGCAAUAGCUAGUGGGUUGCUUCUAACGGCGUCGUUUUUGAAGUACGUGUACCACCCAUUGCGGUGGCUGGCCAUCGGCGCCGUGGCCGCCGGCAUCUCUCCGAUUCUCCUAAAAGCCAUCGCCGCCGUUCGCCACCUUAGAAUUGAUGUCAACAUUCUUGCAAUUAUUGCUGUUGUAGGGACAAUUGCUAUGAAUGACUAUAUGGAAGCUGGGAGCAUUGUGUUCUUGUUUUCCAUUGCUGAAUGGCUGGAGUCAAGAGCAAGCCAAAAGGCAAGUUCUGCAAUGUGCUCACUUAUGAGCCUAGCCCCUCGAAAGGCAGUGAUUGCAGAGAGUGGAGAGGUUGUGGAUGCAAAAGAGGUAAAAUUGAAGAGUGUAUUGGCUGUGAAGGCAGGAGAAGUCAUUCCCAUUGAUGGCAUUGUUGUGGAAGGAAAUUGUGAAGUUGAUGAGAAAACAUUGACUGGAGAAACUUUCCCAGUUCCCAAACACAAACAUUCUCUUGUUUGGGCUGGUACUAUCAACUUGAAUGGUUACAUUAGUGUUGAAACUAGUGUUGUAGCUGAGGAUUGUGUGGUGGCAAAAAUGGCUGAGCUUGUCGAAGAAGCUCAAAAUAGCAAAUCCAAAACCCAGAGAUUCAUUGAUGAAUGUGCCAAAUAUUACACUCCAGCUGUUGUUGUCAUAUCAGCUUGUGUUGCAGCCAUUCCAGCUGCAUUAAGAGUUCACAACCUCAGCCAUUGGCUUCACUUAGCUCUGGUGGUUUUGGUGAGUGCAUGUCCCUGUGCCCUAAUCCUCUCCACCCCGGUCGCCGCCUUCUGCGCCCUCACGAAGGCCGCCACGGCUGGAGUUCUCAUCAAAGGCGGCGACCACCUUGAAAUUCUUGCCAAGAUCAAGGUCAUGGCCUUCGACAAAACGGGGACUAUUACUAGAGGUGAAUUUGUUGUCACCGAUUUUCGAGCUCUUCGGGACGAUAUUAGCUUGCACACCUUGCUUCAUUGGGUUUCAUGCAUUGAGAGCAAAUCCAGCCAUCCCAUGGCAGCUGCACUUGUCAACCAUGGAAGGUUGCUUUCCGUCCAUAUAAAUCCCGAAAACGUCGAGGAAUUUGAGAACUUUCCAGGAGAAGGUGUUCGUGGAAAGAUAGAUGGAAAUGAUAUCUACAUUGGAAGUAGAAAGAUUGCUGCCAGAGCUGGCUGCACAACAGUUCCGAGCUUAGACGAUGAAACGAAACAAGGGCUGACUGUCGGAUAUAUAUUCCGUGGGGCGACCAUAGCUGGAUCCUUCAGCCUUUCGGAUGCUUGUCGUUCGGGAGUUAGAGAGGCGAUCAAGGAGAUUAAGAGUUUUGGUAUAAAAACAGCUAUGCUCACUGGAGAUUGUAGUGCAGCAGCCGCACAUGCCCAAGAACAGCUCGGGGAUGUGCUCGACGUAAUCCAUUCCGAACUUCUACCUAAGGAGAAGGCAAAUAUCAUAAAAGAACUCAAAAGGGAUGGACCAACCGCCAUGGUUGGAGAUGGCUUAAACGACACCCCAGCAUUAGCCACAGCUGAUAUUGGCAUAUCAAUGGGUGUUUCAGGUUCAGCACUGGCCACUGAAACUGGGAAUGUGAUCCUAAUGUCAAAUGACAUGAGAAAAAUUCCAAAAGCCAUCAAACUAGCAAAGAAAUCUCAUGCUAAAGUAGUUCAAAAUGUAAUUCUCUCGAUCGGCACGAAGACUGCGAUCCUCGCCUUGGCAUUUGCCGGGCAUCCGCUCGUCUGGGCGGCCGUGCUUGCUGAUGUCGGUACAUGUGUGGUGGUUAUUUUAAACAGCAUGCUCCUUUUGAGAGGAGCUGAUCGCCACACAAAUGUGAAUAAAUGUUGCAAAUCUGCCAAACCAUGUUCGACAAAACAUGGACGAUCGUCUCAUCAUCAUGAUCAUCGUCACCACCAUAAUCACCGAUGCCAUGUCGUUGACGAUAAAUCAACCUGUCGUCUCGAGAAUCAUGUCCAUAAGCAUUGUUGUUCUGAGAAAAUUAAGGCUCAUAAGCUUCAUCUUGAUCCUCAUGAAAAUAGAAUUCAAGGUGAUCAAUCAUGUGAGGAAGAACACAAUGGAAGUAAUGGAAAUUCUUCUAGGAAAGUGAGUGAAUCAAAUUGUAAUUGCCACUCACAUCAUAUUUCUAUUGACAUUCAUGAAGGUAGUAAUUGUGAGAGAAUAGAGCACAAAUAAUAAAUAGUUUCAUAUGAGGAUCUAAUGGUUAAUUGGUUGAGUUUGAAGAAUGAGAGAAAUCUGAUGGCCUUUGCAAGAGAUUUAUAUGUACUUUUUCUUGUAGCUUUCUUCUUUGAAUUAAGCUGUUGAGUGUAUUAAGCAAAGGGCUGUUUCUCUAACUCUCAUUUUUCUUGUCUUUUGCUUUAACUUGUUAUCUUCAAUUGUAAAUUCUGUUAGCACAUCCUUUUCAGCAGUUAAUCCUCUGUUGGAAAUGUACCUAGUAGCCACUAGUAAUACACAAGAGGAAGACUCAAACCUUCUUUCUUAGAGUGGAAAUGUACGUAUAACUUAAACAUAUAACGAUCGGUAUGUUGUUAUUCAUAUUGUCUAUUCGUAGGUCUCGUUAUCUUUGUGGAUAGAGAUAAAAGAUCCUAUCCCACCUUAUUCUCUUAUUCGGAAGAACUUUGAAGAAUUUGACCGUAGAAUUAUGAACUUCAUAUAUUAUAAGAAUUACCAUGAUAAAAGCACUAAUUAAAAGAUAAAGUGAAGAAAGAAGAUACCAUAUAGUUUAUACAGGUUCACCUCACCUCUUUAAAUGGAUUAUGCCAAAUUUUCUGCUACCGUUGCAUGUUAUU